Messenger RNA from Cyprinus carpio (common carp), 5414 nucleotides. Its product is annotated as collagen, type II, alpha 1a. Gene Ontology annotation, molecular function: protein binding; extracellular matrix structural constituent. NCBI's taxonomy places the organism in Eukaryota, Metazoa, Chordata, Actinopteri, Cypriniformes, Cyprinidae. The record is from RefSeq and is a predicted model, not a curated record. The transcript has 53 exons.
AAGAUUCAUAAAUGCGCAAGUGGACAUAAAACCGCGGAGCUCUGACUGACGCGGUGGGUUCUGUUUGUGUGUGCCUGGCGUCGGAUCCUCCCAAAUACAUCCACCUCCACUUUCACACUCCCCGAGAGCUGCUGCUCCGCCGGUUCUUCGGCGACUUUGACCCCUGAGGACCUGCAUGUCUAAACUUUAGACAUGUUCAGAUUAGUGGAUUCACGGACUCUCCUGCUACUUGUAGCAACGCAUUGCGUUUUGCUAUCCAUUGUAAGAUGUCAAGAAGAAGAUGACCAGGAAGACUUUGGGGGCUGCAUCCAAGAUGGCCAGCAGUAUGCAGACCGUGCAGUAUGGAAGCCAGAAGCGUGCCGCGUCUGUGUGUGUGAUGCAGGGGCAGUGCUAUGUGACGAGGUCAUCUGUGAGGACCUGAGAGACUGUGCCAAUCCCAUCAUUCCACCUGGAGAGUGCUGUCCAAUCUGCCCAGCUGACACCGACGAACCUAUCGGGUCACUUGGUGCAAAGGGACAGAAAGGAGAACCAGGCGAUAUUGCAGAUGUUGUAGGACCAAGAGGACCUGCUGGCCCAAUGGGACCCCCAGGAGAGCAGGGAACACGUGGCGAGAAAGGACCUAAGGGUGAGAAGGGAGGUCCCGGACCAAGAGGGAGAGAUGGCGAGCCUGGUACACCUGGAAACCCUGGACCCCCUGGACCACCAGGACCUAAUGGUCCCCCUGGACUUGGAGGAAACUUUGCUGCUCAGAUGGCUGGUGGUUUUGAUGAGAAGGCAGGAGGUGCUCAGAUGGGUGUGAUGCAGGGACCAAUGGGUCCAAUGGGUCCCCGUGGUCCUCCCGGCCCCUCUGGAGCACCUGGCCCACAAGGUUUCCAAGGCAACCCUGGAGAGGCUGGUGAACCCGGCCCUGCUGGUCCCCUUGGACCCCGUGGCCCUUCUGGGCCCCCUGGAAAACCUGGAAGUGAUGGUGAGGCUGGCAAACCUGGUAAGUCUGGCGAGCGUGGACCCCCAGGGCCUCAGGGAGCCCGUGGAUUCCCCGGAACACCUGGCCUUCCUGGCAUCAAGGGACACAGAGGACACCCAGGUCUUGAUGGAGCUAAAGGAGAGGCCGGUGCUGCAGGUGCUAAGGGUGAAUCUGGUGCUAAUGGUGAGAGCGGUGCUCCUGGACCAAUGGGUCCACGUGGUCUGCCCGGUGAGAGAGGUCGUUCUGGGCCUUCUGGUGCUGCUGGUGCCCGUGGUAAUGAUGGUCUGCCUGGUCCUGCUGGUCCACCUGGCCCUGUUGGUCCUGCUGGUGCUCCAGGUUUCCCAGGAUCCCCUGGUGCUAAGGGUGAAGCUGGUCCCACUGGAGCUCGUGGACCUGAGGGUGCACAAGGACCACGUGGAGAGGGUGGUACACCUGGAUCACCUGGACCCUCCGGUGCAUCUGGUAACCCUGGUACUGAUGGUAUUCCUGGUGCCAAAGGAUCUGCUGGUGCUCCUGGCAUCGCUGGUGCCCCUGGUUUCCCAGGACCCCGUGGCCCGCCAGGACCUCAGGGAGCUACUGGACCUCUUGGGCCAAAAGGACAAUCUGGAGACCCUGGUAUCCCAGGAUUUAAAGGCGAGGCUGGACCCAAGGGAGAGCUUGGUGCCCCUGGGCCAUCUGGAGAGGAAGGCAAGAGAGGACCAAGAGGAGAGCCUGGUUCUGCCGGACCUCUUGGACCUCCUGGAGAAAGAGGAGCUCCAGGUAACCGUGGAUUCCCUGGUCAGGAUGGUCUAGCUGGAGCAAAGGGCGCACCUGGUGAUCGUGGUGUUCCAGGUUUGACCGGCCCGAAAGGAACAACUGGAGAUCCUGGUCGCUCAGGCGAGCCUGGUCUUCCUGGAGCCAGAGGUCUCACUGGAAUAGAUUUUUUUGCUGUUCAUCAUGUUAUAGUUGGACCAACUUGUGUGCUUGGUGUAGUUGGAGUUCAGGGUAAUCUUGGGUAUCUGGGAGCUCGUGGUCAGCCUGGAGUGAUGGGAUUCCCUGGACCUAAGGGAGCCAAUGGUGAACCUGGAAAACCUGGAGAGAAAGGACUUGUUGGACGCCCUGGUCUUAGAGGUUUGCCUGGUAAAGAUGGAGAGACUGGAGCUGCUGGUCCACCUGGCCCUGCUUAUUUUUCUGUUUUUGUUCUUGGUGUUCCUGGUGGUGCUGGAGGAGAUGGUGGUAAUGGUGGUGAUGGGGGUGUUCCUGGAGAGGGUGGUGCUGCUGGUCCCACUGGACCAAGAGGUGAACGUGGUUUCCCUGGUGAGAGAGGAGGUGCUGGCUCUCAGGGUCUCCAGGGACCAAGAGGACUUCCAGGAACUCCCGGUACUGAUGGACCUAAGGGUGCAAUUGGACCAGCUGGUGCUGCUGGAGCUCAGGGCCCUCCUGGUCUGCAGGGCAUGCCUGGUGAGAGAGGAGCUGUUGGAAUCCCUGGAGCUAAAGGUGACAGAGGUUGAAUGGGAGAGAAAGGACCUGAAGGUGCUUCUGGCAAAGAUGGUGCAAGAGGUUUAACUGGUCCAAUUGGUCCACCUGGUCCUUCUGGUCCCAAUGGCGCAAAGGGUGAAACUGGUCCCAUUGGCUCAAUUGGUGCUCCUGGUGCUCGUGGUGCCCCUGGUGAUCGUGGUGAGAUUGGUGCACCCGGACCUGCUGGCUUUGCUGGACCUCCUGGUGCUGAUGGCCAGCCUGGAAUUAAGGGAGAGCAGGGUGAGUCAGGACAGAAAGGUGAGGCUGGAUCCCAUGGACCCCAAGGACCAUCAGGAGCACCCGGCCCAGUGGGUCCAACUGGUGUUACAGGACCUAAGGGAGCACGUGGAGCCCAAGGAGCCCCUGGUGCCACUGGUUUCCCAGGUGCUGCAGGAAGAGUUGGAUCACCUGGCCCCAAUGGUAAUCCUGGUCCUGCUGGCCCCCCAGGUUCUGCUGGUAAAGAUGGUCCUAAGGGAGUUCGUGGUGAUGCCGGUCUCCCAGGCAGACCAGGAGAUGCUGGACUGCGUGGACCACCUGGUGCUCCUGGAGAGAAGGGAGAGGCUGGAGUGGAUGGUCAUCCUGGUCCUGAUGGUCCUGUUGGCCCUUCUGGUCUUGCUGGUCAGCGUGGUAUUGUUGGUUUGCCUGGUCAGCGUGGUGAAAGAGGUUUCCCAGGACUUCCAGGACCCUCUGGUGAGCCUGGUAAACAGGGAGCUUCUGGCUCUUCUGGUGACCGUGGACCUCCUGGCCCUGUUGGACCUCCUGGAUUAAGUGGACCUGCUGGAGAGACUGGACGUGAGGGUAAUCCUGGAUCUGACGGUCCACCUGGUAGAGAUGGUGCUGCUGGUGUGAAGGGUGAGCGUGGUAACACUGGCCCAAUCGGUGCUCCUGGAGCUCCUGGUGCACCUGGUGCUCCUGGUUCCGUUGGUCCAAUUGGCAAACAGGGAGACAGAGGAGAGAAUGGCCCACAAGGACCUGCUGGACCCCCUGGACCCGCUGGAGCUAGAGGCAUGGUUGGACCCCAAGGACCUCGUGGUGAUAAGGGUGAGUCAGGAGAAGCUGGAGAAAGAGGUCAGAAGGGACACAGAGGAUUCACCGGUCUGCAGGGUCUGCCUGGACCUCCUGUGAGUGCUCCUGGAGACCAGGGUGCUGCUGGACCUGCUGGACCUAGUGGCGCUAAAGUGACUGGCAAGGACGGUAGUAAUGGUCAGCCUGGACCCAUUGGACCACCUGGACCUCGUGGACGCUCUGGAGAGUCUGGCCCAAUUGGUCCACCUGGUAACCCUGGACCCCCUGGCCCUCCUGGUCCCCCUGGCCCUGGCAUUGACAUGUCUGCCUUCGCUGGGUUGUCUCAGCCUGAGAAGGGACCUGAUCCUCUGCGUUACAUGCGUGCUGAUGAGGCCUCCAGCUCUCUUAGACAACAUGAUGUGGAGGUGGACGCCACACUGAAGACAAUCAACAGCCAGAUCGAGGACAUCCGCAGCCCAGAUGGGUCCCGCAAGAACCCUGCGCGCUCCUGCAGAGACCUGAAACUCUGCCACCCUGAAUGGAAGAGCGGUGACUAUUGGGUGGAUCCUAACCUUGGUAGCGCUGCUGAUGCCAUCAAAGUUUUCUGUAACAUGGAGACCGGAGAGACCUGUGUGAAGCCCAGCACUCCCAAAAUCCCACGCAAGAACUGGUGGAGCAGCAAGAGCAAGGCGCAGAAGCACGUGUGGUUUGGAGAGAGCAUGAAUGGUGGAUUCCACUUCAGCUAUGCUGAUAGCAGCCAUACUCCUAGUACUACCAGCGUCCAGCUGAACUUCCUGAGACUGCUUUCUACUGAGGCCACUCAGACCAUCACCUACCACUGCAAGAACAGCAUUGCUUACAUGGACCAAGCCACAGGCAACCUGAAGAAGGCCGUUCUGCUGCAGGGCUCCAAUGAUGCGGAGAUCAGAGCAGAGGGCAACAGCCGCUUUACAUAUGGAGUACUUGAGGAUGGCUGCAAGAAGCACACAGGUCAGUGGGCCAAGACUGUGAUUGAGUACAAAACUCAGAAGACAUCCAGGCUGCCCAUCGUGGACAUUGCUCCCAUGGACAUUGGAGGAGCAGAUCAGGAGUUUGGAGUGGACGUUGGUGCAGUCUGCUUCUUGUAAAAAAAAUAAAUAAAACAUAUGUGGAUUAUGAUAUAAGACAUGGAAAAAUACCAAUCACGAGCAAUAACUGUGAGGAUGCAAUACACUCUCCAAAUAACGAAAUAUGGAAGAAAAGAAUCUGAAAAUUGACGAAAGUUUUUUUUCUCUAAAAACACAAAAAGUCGUGCUGUCCACGUUUAGUGUGCAGGAAAACCAGCGUUAAAUGGGAUUGCCCCAAAUAGUCUCUCCCUCUGAAAUCCAGCCAUGUUUCCCACAAGCUCUCGGUGCAGCGCCUCCUCCUGACGGGAGCCAAGAGGGGGACAGAAUGACCAAGUGCAACCAAAAGAAUAAGAGUUUCAAAGAAAGACAGAAACAUGGCUUGAUGUCAUCACAUCCUGCAGGGGGUGGGUGGUUGGGUGAUGCUGUACAGCGUCAUGGCUGGAUACCACAGUAGUCCCUCCCACUAAAGAAGAAAGAACUCCAUGUCCAGUCCCACUUCACCCUUCCCUCUGCCUCUUGACUGUGACUCAGAAGAAAACAUCACAUUAUGCAAGAUUUUGUGAAAUAUUAAAUCUGAGGAGGGAAUAAGUUAAUAUUUACUGUGUAUAGUAACAAAAAAUCUUGAUUCAGUCUGUACUGAAGCAGCCAGAUCUAUAUAUUUUCACAAUUAUAUGUGUUUGUGUGUGUGAGCUUGUGCCUAUACACAGACCAACAAUAUUUUGGGGAAAGUGCAGUUCCAUUCCUUUUUGUGUGUGUGUAUGUGUGUGUGUGUAAAUCAUACCAUUAUUUUUUCCCCCACGAUUGCCCAAACUAGGAAGUUUUGGUCCCUUAACAGCAGAAAA